Molecule: messenger RNA, 573 nt
Organism: Naegleria fowleri
Lineage: Eukaryota; Heterolobosea; Eutetramitea; Acrasida; Naegleriidae
Exons: 1
Coding region: 1-573 (190 amino acids)
Source: RefSeq, a predicted model, not a curated record
AUGACAAGAUCCCACAAGAAAGCUGUCGAUUAUUAUAGCGAUGAAUACAGAAAGAAUGGCAAAGGAAGCGAGAGGAGAGUCUACCGAAAGAAAGUUCGUGAUGUCUUGUCCAACAACCAUCCAGCUACAAGUAUUGACUUGAUCCCAUCGAAUCCAAGUAGAAAGUAUUGGGGUACGAUUCCAGUGCUUUCCGAUAACUAUCAAUUUGCAUCAGUAGAACAGGCUGUUGAGGAAUAUAAUGAAAUUAUGAGUGAUCCAGCGUACUCUCCUCAAUUAUUGAAAGAACAAGUGAAAGAGAAUCAUCGCCUUGAAAAGUGGGCAGAGGAAUGUUCGAAAAGAACUCGUCGAAAGAACAGAAAAUUACAAAGAAAAUUAGAGUUGAAUGAUUUGAAGCAUCCCUAUGAAGAGGAUUCAACAGAUAGUGAGGAAGAGAAGGAAAUUGAGCAAGCGGUAAAAACACAACAACAACGCCUUCCAGCCUAUGUAAAAGAGAAUAUGGAUCAAGUGAGACGAUAUUUGGAGAAUGAUAGUCACAAUUCAUUCAGAUUUUACAGAAGGUUGAAUAACAAGUAA